GUAGCUUACAAAAACAAGAAAAAGCAAAACAGGUAUAAGAGGACAGAAGAUGGUAAACUUCUAAUUACUAUCUUUGAUAAUGAGCCACCAUUCAUGCUGCAACAAGCAGAAAGUCAGGAGAGGACUAUGGUCGCCAGAAGAGGAUGAAAAGCUCAUAAAAUACAUCUCAACUUACGGCCAUGGCUGCUGGAGCUCUGUGCCAAGACGCGCAGGAUUGCAAAGAUGCGGCAAGAGUUGUAGACUAAGGUGGAUCAAUUACCUAAGGCCAGACCUAAAAAGAGGAAGCUUCUCUCCUUAUGAAGAAAAGCUUAUCAUUGAACUUCACAGCAUUUUGGGAAACAGAUGGGCACAGAUAGCUAAACAUCUAACAGGAAGAACGGACAAUGAAGUGAAGAACUUUUGGAACUCCACAAUUAAAAAGAAGCUCAUCUCUCAAGCAGUGGAAGGUCUCUCUCUUCCUAAUCUCUCAAAUCAAAUUCCACCUCCUCCUCAAGAUUCUCUCCCAAUAUGGUCAUUCCAUUUUCACACGUCUCCUUUUGGAAAUCAAUCACAACCUUAUAACAUCCCUAAAAUAGUGCAAAUAUACAAUCCCCAAAACCUGCAACCCAAUAUCAAGGAAAAUCCUAUUGCUCUUCAACUCCAGCAUUUCUCCGGUUCUUACGGCUCCAUUUCUCCGUGCUACCAUCAACAGCAGCAACAGCCUCUUCAGAACUAUCAUCAUGACCCCCCCAUGUUUUUUGAUGAUAUCAGUCCGUUAGAAUUUCGUAGUGAAUCAAAAGGUGGUCUCAUCAACACGAAGAUUGAUUUUGUUCUAGAUAAUCAGCCGCCUAUCAAUGAUCAGGUGUGCUUCAAUUCUACAUCUUCAAUGCCUUAUUUAGAUAGCAGUAAUGGUUAUAGCAACCUGAUGGAGUAUAUGUAUGUUCUCAGUGGGCCCGAGUCCUUGGCAGAAGCAACAUGUGUUGAUCUAAACCCCAAUAGUCUGCUGCCUGGCACAUUUCCUUCCCUAGAAUUUGUCUAGAUAUAUAUUUCUUGCUAUUUCAGCUGUAUUUCUCUCUCAUUUCUUCCAUCCAUAGUUGCUGAGCUGAUGCAUGCUACAUAAAAAAAUAUAUAUAAUGAAUAAUGAAGAAGAAUAUUAAUAAGGUGCAGUGCAAUUGACAGCGAGAGGUGCAUGAUACAUGGGGAUACUAUGUUAUUGCUACUUUUGUGGAUUAAACGUAAGUAGUAUGGCUAUAUGUAUAGAGCCAACAAUAACGGGAAGCUACUUUUGAAUUUGUAUCUAAAAGUUUUUAUUAAAAAGUUACUG
Molecule: messenger RNA, 1303 nt
Organism: Phalaenopsis equestris
Lineage: Eukaryota; Viridiplantae; Streptophyta; Magnoliopsida; Asparagales; Orchidaceae
Product: transcription repressor MYB6-like
Exons: 3
Coding region: 80-1018 (312 amino acids)
Source: RefSeq, a predicted model, not a curated record